Molecule: messenger RNA, 2982 nt
Organism: Microtus oregoni (creeping vole)
Lineage: Eukaryota; Metazoa; Chordata; Mammalia; Rodentia; Cricetidae
Gene: Fbxo3
Product: F-box protein 3
Exons: 11
Coding region: 55-1488 (477 amino acids)
Molecular function (GO): protein binding
Source: RefSeq, a predicted model, not a curated record
UCGGGCGGCGGGGGCGGGGCCGGGGUGGUGCCAGGCUGCAGCGGGCCGGGCAAGAUGGCUGCCGUGGAGGCCGAGACGGCGCCGCUGACCCUGGAGUCGCUGCCCACCGACCCCCUUUUGCUCAUCUUAUCCUUCGUCGACUACAGGGACCUGAUCAAUUGUUGCUAUGUCAGUCGGAGACUUAGCCAACUUUCAACUCAUGAUCCAUUGUGGAGAAGACAUUGCAAAAAAUACUGGCUGAUAACUGAGGAAGAGAAAUCCCGGAAGAAUCAGUGCUGGAAAUCUCUCUUCAUAGCUACUUACUCAGAUGUAGGAAGAUACAUUAACCAUUAUGCUGCUAUUAAAAAGGCCUGGGAUGACCUCAAGAAGUACUUGGAGCCCAGGUGUCCUCGGAUGGUUUUAUCUCUGAAAGAAGGUGCACGUGAGGAAGACCUGGAUGCUGUGGAAGCUCAGAUUGGGUGCAAGCUCCCUGAUGAUUAUCGCUGUUCAUACCGGAUUCACAAUGGGCAGAAGUUAGUGGUUCCAGGGUUGCUCGGAAGUAUGGCACUGUCAAAUCACUACCGCUCUGAAGAUUUACUAGAUGUUGAUACUGCUGCUGGAGGAUUUCAGCAGAGACAAGGACUGAAAUACUGCCUCCCUUUAACCUUUUGCAUACAUACGGGCUUGAGUCAGUACAUAGCCGUGGAAGCUGCAGAGGGCCGAAAUAAAAAUGAAGUGUUCUACCAAUGUCCAGACCAAGUGGCUCGGAAUCCUGCUGCUAUUGACAUGUUUAUCAUAGGUGCUACUUUUACUGACUGGUUUACAUCCUAUGUCAACAAUGUUGUAUCAGGUGGUUAUCCCAUCAUCAGAGACCAGAUUUUCAGAUAUAUUCAUGACCCAGAAUGUGUAGCAACAACUGGAGAUAUUACAGUUUCAGUGUCCACAUCAUUCCUGCCAGAACUCAGCUCUGUACACCCACCACACUAUUUCUUCACAUACCGAAUCAGGAUUGAAAUGUCAAGGGAGGCACUUCCAGAAAAGGCCUGUCAGCUGGACAGUCGCUACUGGAGGAUAACAAAUGCUAAAGGGGAUGUGGAAGAAGUUCAAGGACCUGGAGUAGUUGGCGAAUUUCCAAUUAUUAGCCCAGGUCGGAUAUACGAAUACACAAGCUGCACCACAUUUUCUACAACAUCCGGCUAUAUGGAAGGGUAUUAUACCUUCCAUUUUCUCUACUUUAAGGACAAGGUCUUUAAUGUUGCCAUCCCCCGAUUCCACAUGUCAUGUCCAACAUUCAGGGUGUCUAUAGCCCGACUGGAAAUGGGUCCUGAUGAGUAUGAAGAGAUGGAAGAGGAAGCUGAGGAGGAGGAAGAAAAUGACUCAGCAGAGAUGGACGAAUCAGAGGACUCAGAUGAGGAUGAGAAUGAGUCAGAUGAGGUUCAAGGGGAGGAGAGACGGAGGAGGGUCUUUGAUGUUCCCAUCCGCAGACGCCGCUGCUCGCGUCUGUUUUAGCUGCUGUGGAAGGAAAUGCUGGGAUGACUAUUCUGUUAAAUAGAUUUGUCAAUAAUGUAAAUAACUGUGCUCAGCAUAUAGCAGAACUAGCAUGAAAUUGUGUACCAGACCUGCGUUGUACACGUCACUACAUUAGGAGUUGGAUCGCUUUGGGUUGUUUCAUAGGUAGAGGAAGAAAUGGGAAUCUUGUUUUCUCUUCCAGGAGGAAGUGGAAGAGUGGGUCUAUAACUAAAGAACAGAUGUUUCUUUGUUUAAAAAUAUUUUCUUCUUAAAAAAAAACACAAAAGUGAAGGAAAAAUUGUUUUGGAUGAGGAUUUGACAUGUGGCAGAAAUACACAAACAAGCAUAGAAAGAAACUGUGAAAAGAUCCCUUUUUAGUUGUUUAGAAACUAACAAAAUUUGUAAUUAGCUUUAUCCUCUUCAUGGUUGUUAAUAUUUUAUACUCACAGGGAACUAACUGACAGUUUGAAUGGGAAUAGUUUGCUCUCUCUGUCCUUGAAUUUAGUCUUUGUCACACAAACCUUGUGUUGCAAAUUUUCAUCAUUAAUUUAAUGUCUUCAACAUAACUUUGGACUUUAAAGUUAAAGUUCUCACGCUAUGACCUUUCUCACACUAUUUACAAAUUCUUCAUUUUAAAUGUAAUUUGUUUGUAAAAGUAUGCAGAAUGUUGCUGAAGAUACUUCACAAUGUCUCACAGAGUCUAAAUUUGUAAAUACGCUUUCUGUUUUGUUUCUUUAUAUACAUUUGUCUAACUUUGUGGUAAGUGAUCUGAAUUUUAUGUUAGGGUUAAGGCUAUUUUCCUGAAACAUGAAAAUUGUUUUUUGUAAUUACAUAAUUGAGAGUUUGGAAUGAAAUCCUUCAAGUGUCAAAAACUCAUACUUUAAAAACGAUUUUGUGUAAGUGCCUAUUUCCCAAAAACUUAGUAUUAAGACUAAGAGAUGGUAAUGGUAUUUGUUGGCUUACAGCCAGAGUGCAGUAUGUCCAUUCUGAGUUGUCUGCUGGCUUUGAUUAUGCUCUCUUUGUUCUCCACCAAUUUUCCUCUUAAACAGUUCUCUCAUGGAGACAAUUUAGGAAGAGAGAGCCAUAAUCAAGGCUAAGUGCCCCCUCUAAGGGACCAUGAGCAAACUUGCUGCUUUACGAUGACAAGUCAGAAUAUUUUGAGUCAUUUUCCUACUUAUUUUUCUUUUUUUUUUUUUUUUUCGGGGGGUUUUUUUGAGACAGGGUUUCUCUGUGGUUUUGGAGCCUGUCUUGGAACUAACUCUUGUAGACCAGGCUGGUCUCGAACUCACAAAGAUCCGCCUGCCUCUGCCUCCCGAGUGCUGGGAUUAAAGGCGUGCGCCACCACCGCCGGGCUUCCUACUUAUUUUUCAUAAAACGCUACAGUCUCCUGAUGUUUCAACAACAGAAGCCAACAGUAACCUCAUCUGGUGUACAUCACAUCUAUUGAAUGUGUCAUUUUCUCUUGUGUUUGAUUAAAUCUCAUGUUUUAUUUGU